AUGCUGUCCAGUCUCGGGAACCCGCGGCAGGCUGCUGCGCAGCUAAUGAACUUUGGCUUAAUUCUGUCAACAGCUUUCAUGUUGUGGAAAGGACUGUCGGUUAUAACAGACUCGCCCUCCCCCAUCGUCGUCGUUCUCUCGGGCAGCAUGGAGCCGGCUUUCCAGCGAGGGGACCUGCUGCUGCUCUGGAACCGCAACCUCUUCUCCGAAACAAGCGUCGGCGAGAUCGUGGUAUACAACGUGAAGGAAAAGGACAUUCCGAUUGUGCACCGGGUGGUCAGGAAAUUUGGCAGCGGGCCCAAUGCGAAGCUCCUCACCAAGGGCGACAACAACCUCUCGGAUGACACCGAGCUCUACGCUCGUGGGCAGGAUUAUCUGGUCAGGAAAGACAUCAUUGGGAGCGUCCAAGGGUUCAUACCAUUUGUCGGAUAUGUAACCAUCAUGUUAGCCGAGCACCCUUGGCUCAAAACCGUCAUGUUAGGCAUAAUGGGGCUAGUAGUAGUCUUGCAACGCGAAUAG
Messenger RNA from Lasiosphaeria miniovina, 519 nucleotides. RefSeq lists its product as uncharacterized. Bases 1 to 519 code for a protein of 172 amino acids. The record is from RefSeq and is a predicted model, not a curated record. Gene Ontology annotation, cellular component: signal peptidase complex; membrane. NCBI's taxonomy places the organism in Eukaryota, Fungi, Ascomycota, Sordariomycetes, Sordariales, Lasiosphaeriaceae. Gene Ontology annotation, molecular function: serine-type endopeptidase activity. The transcript is spliced from 4 exons.